This is a messenger RNA of Dunckerocampus dactyliophorus (ringed pipefish), 6679 nucleotides long. It is a transcript of the gene arfgef2, whose product is annotated as ADP-ribosylation factor guanine nucleotide-exchange factor 2 (brefeldin A-inhibited). Gene Ontology annotation, biological process: regulation of ARF protein signal transduction. The record is from RefSeq and is a predicted model, not a curated record. Gene Ontology annotation, molecular function: guanyl-nucleotide exchange factor activity. The transcript is spliced from 39 exons. The coding region runs from base 539 to 5986 and encodes 1815 amino acids. Lineage: Eukaryota; Metazoa; Chordata; Actinopteri; Syngnathiformes; Syngnathidae.
UGCUGUGUGUGUUUGGAUGGCUCUUGACAGCCGAGCGGCGUGACGGUGACAAACAAUAGCUUACAUUAAACAAGUGGCCUGUAAGAUGGCGUCAGAAAGCCAAAAUUGAAAUUCUUGAGCACAACGAAGGCAAACACAGCAGCUACAUAUGAAUUAUUAUUGUAAUAUUGUUUCUUCAACACGUUCCAGCGCAGGAACUUAUCACUGCCGCUUUCCCCGUGCUGGAUGCCAUCCCAGGUAGGCACAACGGCGCUGGAUUCUACUGGGUUGGUUCCCUCGCCUCAGUUGCCUGGUGUGCCGAGAGACAUUGCGUAGUGACAGUGACCAACGCGGGUGUGAGGCCGCUUCCGGCUUUCAAGCCCCGCCUACUCAGCUGAGUAUCACGUGACAGGUCGCAGUAUGGCGGCGCUGGGCUGAGACGGGCGAAGACGCAGCGAAAAAAAAAAAAAAAGCCAUCGUUAGCUCGCUGGCCUUGUUGACACCUGCUCUUUCCGCAGGGCCGGGCGCGACAUGACGGCCUGACUUUGCUGAACGAGAAAUGCAACAACUGGAAGACUUGAAGGCAGAAAGAAGCAAGACCAAGAGUAUGUUUCUUUCUCGGGCGCUUGAGAAAAUCCUCUCGGAUCGGGAGGUGAAGAGGAGUCAACACAGUCAGCUACGGAAAGCCUGUCAGGUGGCGCUCGAUGAAAUCAAGGAGGAGCUUGAGAAACAAAAGGAUGGCACGGUGGUCCCACCCAGAGCCAACUACAUCGAGGCCGACAAAUACGUGCUGCCCUUUGAGUUGGCCUGUCAGUCAAAGUCUCCCCGGAUAGUGAGCACCUCUUUGGACUGUCUGCAGAAGCUUAUAGCGUACGGCCACAUCACGGGAAACGCUCCGGACAGCAGGACUCCCGGCAAGCGUCUGAUCGACCGCUUGGUGGAGACCAUCUGCAACUGCUUCCAGGGUCCACAGACAGAUGAGGGAGUCCAGCUCCAGAUCAUCAAGGCCCUGCUGACGUCCGUCACGUCCCCGCACAUUGAGAUCCAUGAAGGCACCAUCCUGCUCACGGUCAGGACGUGCUACAACAUCUACCUGGCCAGCCGCAACCUCAUCAACCAGACCACCGCCAAGGCCACGCUCACGCAGAUGCUCAACGUCAUCUUCACGCGCAUGGAGAACCAGGCUGCUCUGGAGGCUCAGGAGGAAGAGAAGGACCGGCUACAUUUGCCCCAAAACAACCCGUCUCCAGUGCCUGGAACCCACAGGUCUGGUUCCCCCCGCUCUGACUGGACUCCCACCCCAGAACUUCAGGGCUCCCCAUCACCUGCAGCCAGUACUCCAGAAGUCAAUGCCAGUAGCUCAACACCUCCACCACCACAGGACACGCCCACGGUUAAUGGAGAUCCAGAGGGCGGUUCUCUUCCUGAUCAUGGAGCAGAAGACGAGGUCACGCCAUCAGGAGAUUCUGUAUUUGGAGAUGAAAGUACUGAAGAACCUCCAGCGGAAGCUCAUCCUGCUGAAGAGAACCAAGAGUCUGCUUUUAAUGCAGAUGAUGCAGCACAGACAGAAGACCACCGCCCAGCCCCGCCCAUCACUGAGCACACACAAGUCAAAGCUCCUUCCACAGAGACACGGCAGAUGAACGGCAUCGUUGAAGACCGUUCGUCUGUUUCUUCAGUGGACAUGCUGGAUGCCGAGGGCCUGCAAGGACCGCACAGCACCUCCCGCUUUUCUCAUGUCCUGCAGAAGGACGCAUUCCUGGUGUUUCGCUCACUCUGCAAGCUUUCCAUGAAGCCCCUUGCUGAAGGACCCCCGGACCCAAAGUCGCACGAGUUGCGCUCCAAGAUCGUGUCGCUGCAGCUGCUGCUGUCGGUGCUGCAGGGCGCCGGGCCCGUGUUCCGCACCCACGAGAUGUUUGUCAACGCCAUCAAGCAGUAUCUGUGCGUGGCGCUGUCCAAGAAUGGCGUCUCCUCUGUGCCUGAGGUGUUUGAGCUGUCGCUGGCCAUCUUCCUCACUCUGCUGUCUCACUUCAAAGUCCACCUGAAGAUGCAGAUUGAGGUGUUUUUUCGGGAGAUAUUUCUCACCAUCUUGGAAACGUCAACAAGCUCUUUUGAGCACAAGUGGAUGGUCAUCCAGACACUAACACGCAUCUGUGCAGAUGCGCAGUGUGUGGUGGACAUCUACGUCAACUACGACUGUGACCUCAACGCCGCCAACAUCUUUGAGCGCUUGGUCAAUGACUUGUCCAAGAUAGCACGGGGCAGGAGCGGACAGGAGAUGGGCAUGACUGCUUUGCAGGAGCUCAGCCUGCGUAAGAAGGGCUUGGAGUGUCUGGUGUCCAUCCUUAAAUGUAUGGUGGAGUGGAGCAAAGACAUGUACGUCAACCCAAACCUUCAGGCCAACCUCGGCCAGGACCCUCCGUCAGACAACGAGACAUCAGAGUUGAAGCUUCCGGAACAGCUGUCUGGGCGCAGAGACAGCAUCAGCUCCUUGGACUCCACCGUCUCCUCAGGCGUCCCGCUCUCCCAGCCGGACCACCCGGAGCAGUACGAGGUCAUCAAGCAGCAAAAGGACAUCAUCGAGCAUGGCAUACAGCUAUUCAACAAAAAGCCAAAACGAGGCAUCCAGUACCUGCAGGACCAGGGCAUGUUGGGUUCCACAGCUGAGAACAUUGCACAGUUCCUUCACCAGGAGGACAGGUUAGACACGACUCAGGUUGGCGAGUUCCUGGGGGAGAACAUCAAGUUGAACAAAGAGGUGAUGUACUCAUACGUGGACCAGCUGGACUUCUGUGGGCGGGACUUCGUGUCGGCCCUCAGGGCCUUUUUGGAAGGCUUCAGGCUGCCGGGAGAAGCCCAAAAGAUCGACAGGCUAAUGGAGAAGUUUGCCGCUCGAUACCUGGAGUGCAACCAGGGACAAACUCUGUUCGCCAGUGCAGACACAGCUUACGUGCUGGCGUACUCCAUCAUUAUGCUCACCACAGACCUGCACAGUCCUCAGGUGAAGAACAAGAUGACAAAGGAGCAGUACAUCAAGAUGAACCGCGGCAUCAACGACAGUAAGGACCUGCCUGAGGAGUAUUUAUCCUCCAUAUAUGACGAGAUUGCCGGCAAGAAGAUCGCCAUGAAGGAGAGCAAGGAGUUCUCCAUCACACCCAAGUCCAGCAAGCAGAGUGUUGCCAGUGAGAAGCAGCGCCGCCUGUUGUACAACAUGGAGAUGGAGCAGAUGGCCAAGACGGCCAAAGCUCUGAUGGAGGCCGUCAGCCACGCUCAGGCCCCGUUCUUCAGCGCCACGCACCUGGAACACGUCAGACCCAUGUUCAAGUUGGCAUGGACCCCCUUGUUGGCAGCAUUCAGCGUGGGCCUUCAGGACUGUGAUGACCCAGACGUGGCCUCGCUGUGCCUGGAAGGCAUUCGAUGCGCCGUCAGAAUGGCCUGCAUCUUCAGCAUGCAGUUGGAACGGGAUGCCUACGUCCAAGCCUUGGCCAGGUUCACCCUGCUGACAGCCAGCUCCAGCAUCACCGAGAUGAAGCAGAAGAACAUCGACACCAUCAAGACCCUCAUCACUGUGGCGCACACAGAUGGGAACUACCUGGGCAACUCCUGGCAUGAGAUCUUGAGGUGUAUCAGUCAACUGGAACUAGCUCAGCUGAUUGGCACAGGGGUAAAGACGCGCUACAUAUCUGGAGUGGCUCGAGACAAGGAGGCUGGCAUCCGGGGCUUGCCCCCAGGCACCGAGGAAUUCAUGCCUCUCGGACUGGGGAACCUGGUGGGCAAUCAGGACAAGCGUCACAUGGCUCACCUGCAGGAGUCGGUGGGAGAGACCAGCUCUCAAAGUGUUGUCGUAGCGGUGGACAGGAUCUUUACCGGUUCUACCAGACUGGAUGGAAAUGCCAUAGUGGACUUUGUGAGGUGGCUGUGUGCCGUGUCCAUGGACGAGCUGGCCUCCGCACACCAGCCCAGGAUGUUCAGCCUGCAGAAGAUAGUUGAGAUCUCCUACUACAACAUGAACCGCAUCAGGCUGCAGUGGUCCCGCAUCUGGCAGGUCAUCGGCGACCACUUCAACAAGGUGGGCUGCAACCCCAAUGAGGAUGUAGCCAUCUUCGCCGUGGACUCGCUGAGGCAGCUCUCCAUGAAGUUCUUGGAAAAAGGAGAGUUGGCCAAUUUCCGCUUCCAGAAAGACUUCCUCAGGCCCUUUGAGCACAUCAUGAAGAAGAACAGGUCCCCCACGAUCAGAGACAUGGUGAUCAGGUGUGUGGCUCAGAUGGUCACAUCCCAGGCAGCCAACAUCCGUUCAGGCUGGAAGAACAUCUUCUCUGUAUUUCACCAGGCAGCCUCUGACCAUGACGAGUCCAUUGUGGAGCUCGCCUUCCAGACUAGCGGCCACAUCGUCAUGAACACCUUCAGGGAGCACUUUGCCGCCGCCAUUGAUUCCUUCCAGGAUGCGGUCAAGUGCCUGUCCGAGUUUGUGUGCAACGCAGCCUUUCCCGACACCAGCAUGGAGGCCAUCCGACUCAUCCGCCACUGCGCCAAAUAUGUCUCAGACAGGCCACAGGCUCUGAGGGAAUACACCAGCGACGACAUGAACGUCGCCCCUGGAGAUCGGGUUUGGGUUCGCGGCUGGUUCCCCAUCCUGUUUGAACUGUCGUGUAUCAUCAACCGCUGCAAGCUGGACGUGCGGACCAGGGCUCUCACCGUCAUGUUUGAGAUCAUGAAGAGCUACGGACACGCCUUCCAGAAGCAUUGGUGGCACGACCUCUUCCGCAUCAUCUUCCGCAUUUUUGACAACAUGAAGCUCCCUGAGCAGCAAACGGAGAAAACUGAGUGGAUGACGACCACGUGCAACCAUGCCCUCUACGCAAUCUGUGACGUCUUCACGCAGUUUUACCAACCUCUCAGUGACAUCCUGCUGCCCGACAUCUUCACGCAACUACAGUGGUGUGUCAGGCAAGAUAACGAGCAGCUGGCGCGAUCAGGAAUCAACUGCCUGGAGAACCUGGUCAUCCUGAACGGGGAGAAGUUCAGCCCGGAAGUGUGGAACAUGACUUGCUCCUGCAUGCUGGAGAUCUUCCAGAGCACCAGCCCUCAGGUCUUGUUGACAUGGCGACCUGCUGGACAGGACGACGACUCUGCUGGUGCCGCUGGUACCAGCAGUGCUGGUGGUACGGAUGCCAAGCACUUGGAAGUAGAGUUUGACAGCCAGUCUCAGAGCAGCUAUGACCGAGCACACAGCCAGAUGUCUAGUGACGACACCUGGAAGGCAAGAUCCAACACUCGCGUGUGGGAUCAUAAGCUGUUUGCGGCUCUCCUCAUCAAAUGUGUGGUCCAGUUGGAGCUCAUCCAGACCAUCGACAAUAUCGUCUUCUACCCGUCCACCAGUAAGAAAGACGACGCUGACAACAUGGCCGCCGCACAGCGAGAUGUGGUGGAGGAGUGUUUGUUGGAGGGAGGAGGAGGUGCAGGCCAUGAUGAGGAUGAAGGGAUGUAUAGACUCAUGAGCUCAGCUCAGCUCUUCACGCUGCUGGAUUGUCUCCUGGACUCCCACGCCUUCGCCAAGGACUUCAACUCCAACAACCAGCAGAGGACAGCCCUGUGGAGGGCAGGCUUUAAAGGAAAGUCCAAGCCCAACUUAUUGAAACAGGAAACCAGCAGUCUGGCCUGCAGCCUGAGGAUUUUAUUCAGGAUGUACUCUGAUCCCAAAAUGCAACACUCCUGGCCGCACAUCCAAACACGCCUGCUCCUGGUGUGCAGUGAAGCGUUGUCGUACUUCAUCAGUUUGACUUCUGAGAGUCACAGAGAAGCUUGGAACAGCGUACUCAUGCUGCUGCUCACCAGGACGCUCAGGAUGCCCGAUGACAAGUUCAAGCCGCACGCUUCCUGCUGCUUCUCCCACCUGUGUGACAUGAUGCAGUUCGACCUGAUUCCCGAGCUGCGAGCCAUCCUGAGACGCUUCUUCCUGCGUAUCGGCUCCGUCUUCCACAUCUCCGCCCCCGGGGACGGACCCUGAAGAAGACUGUACUACGUUUGUCCCACACACUGUUAGUCCUUUUUUUCCUGCCAGGAAGUUGACUCUUUGGCCACCUGUGCCUGAAGGUGUCUUUUUGUGUCUUAUGUCAUUCACGACAUCAUUGUGCAAGCUUUUAACACCAAUGUUUAUUUGCCCUCUCGUCCCAGUCUUAUUGGUGUGUGUGUAUGAGCAGCGAGACACAGCAGCAGCGUGCUUUCAUCACUGCAGUGUUGACCAGUGGCUUGUUUACACGACGGUGUUGCGUUCAAAGUCUGCUCAGACGUUCUUACGUGUCGCGUCCCUAGAUUGAAUCGAUGGCCAAGUCUGUGUUUACUUCUCGGCAGAAAACAACCCACAAAGACAUUAAACUUCCCAGUGUUUGGAUUCCAUGCCUUUAUCCUGUGUUUUAAGUAUUUGUAAUUAUUUCAAAGUGCAUUGAAAUAUUGUUCCUGAGAAUCAUUCCUUCCCUUGCAAUGAUGGAUGUCUCAUUUUCUUCCCUAAAUACUAGGGAAUCUAUAAAUAUAUAUAUAUAUAAAUCUCUCUUUCUAUAUAUAUAUAUAUAUAUAUAUAUAUAUAUAUAUAUAUAUAUAUAUAUAUACAGUAAAUGCAAAAAAUGCAGACUGUCACGUUUGCAAUGUAAGAUAUAACGUAAAACUGUCGCCAUAUGUUGUCACGUUAGCUUUGACAAAGUCA